Molecule: messenger RNA, 1481 nt
Organism: Zingiber officinale
Lineage: Eukaryota; Viridiplantae; Streptophyta; Magnoliopsida; Zingiberales; Zingiberaceae
Product: vacuolar-processing enzyme gamma-isozyme-like
Exons: 9
Coding region: 20-1480 (486 amino acids)
Biological process (GO): vacuolar protein processing
Molecular function (GO): cysteine-type endopeptidase activity
Source: RefSeq, a predicted model, not a curated record
UCACAGCAUCAGCUGCAUCAUGGCUCGUCUUAUCAUCCUCCUUCCCUUCCUCCUCAAUCUGCUAGUGCUGCUGCUAGUCGACUCCCGCCUCGAUCCCGCAAAAGUCCCAACGAUGUCCCUCGAAGUCGACGAACAAGACUCGAUCCUGACGAGGUGGGCGUUGCUCGUCGCCGGAUCCUUCGGCUACGAGAACUACCGCCAUCAGGCUGACGUUUGCCAUGCUUAUCAAGUUCUGAAAAAUGGCGGGCUCAAAGAUGAAAACAUCAUCGUUUUCAUGUACGAUGACAUCGCAUAUAACGAGAACAACCCUAGACCCGGAAUCAUAAUCAACCAGCCCCAAGGGAAGGAUGUAUAUGCCGGAGUUCCCAAGGAUUAUGUUGGAGAAAAUGCCAACGUGAACAACUUCUUUGCUGUCCUUCUCGGGAACAAAAGUGCACUGACCGGUGGGAGUGGAAAGGUCAUUGACAGCGGCCCGGAUGAUCAUAUCUUCAUUUAUUACGCUGAUCACGGCGGCCCUGGAGUUCUUGGUAUGCCAACAUCUCCCGACCUUUACGCCAAUGAUCUGAACGAUGUCCUGAAGAAAAAACACGCUGCAAAGUCUUAUAAAAGCAUGGUUAUUUACAUUGAAGCUUGUGAUUCCGGAAGUAUUUUCGAGGGACUUCUCCCAGAGAAGUUAAACAUUUAUGCUACCACAGCAGCCAUGGCCACAGAGAGCAGUUACGCCACUUAUUGUCCUUGGAUGCACCCUGCCCUUCCUCCUGGUUAUUCUGUAUGUUUGGGAGAUCUAUACAGUGUUUCCUGGUUAGAGGACAGUGAUAAGAAUAACAUGGCCAAAGAGACUUUGGAACAACAAUAUAAGAAAAUUAAGGAGAGGACCUCAGUUAAUGGCACAUACAACGUAGGUUCGCAUGUCAUGCAAUAUGGGAAUGUUCGAGAGUUGAGUUCAAAAAGACUCUAUCUCUACAUCGGUUAUUCCAAGCCUCAUCACAAGGGCAGUGCUGCUCAUGCUUAUCGUCAGGACUCCUUGCCCACGAUUAAUCAGGAACCGAUCGACCAACGUGAUGCCAGUCUAGUAUUUUUCUGGCAAAAUUUCCAAAGGGCACCUGAAGGCUCUUCUCGGAGAAUUGAAGCUCGGAAGCAGUUGGUCGAGGUGAUGGAGCAUCGGUCGCAUGUCGAUGAUAGCAUUCGGCUCGUCGGAAAGCUUCUUUUCGGAGACGAUCGAGGUUUAGAAAUACUAGACGCUGUCCGGCCGGCAGGCCAGCCUUUGGUGGAUGAUUGGUCUUGCCUUAAGUCGAUGGUUCGAUCUUUCGAAAGAUAUUGUGGAUCUCUGUCCCAGUAUGGGAUGAAACACAUGAGAAAGUUUGCCAACUUGUGCAAUGCCGGCGUGAAGGCGGAAACAAUGGUGAAGGUUUCGGCUGAAGUAUGCCACACAUUUCCCUCCAACGCUUGGAGCUCCCUUCGCAGGGGCUUUAGCGCAUGAU